AUGUCGUGCGGGCUGCAGGCUGAGAUUUUUGUUAAAGUUCUUCAGAGUGAAGAGUAUGAAGAAAUGGAAGAUAAAACUGUGAUGGCCAUGGGGAUCCUGCAUACAAUUGACACAAUCCUAACUGUGGUGCAGGAUCACAAGGAGAUAACUCAACAACUGGAGAGCAUUUGCCUGCAAAUCAUUGGUCUUGUCUUACAGAAGCAUGUAAUAGAGUUCUACGAAGAAAUUCUCUCUCUGGCGUACAGCUUGACAUGCCAUCUUAUUUCACCCCAAAUGUGGCACCUCCUGGGUGUCUUAUACGAGGUGUUUCAACAGGAUUGCUUUGAGUACUUUGCAGACUCUCAUAAGGAGUGUGGAGUAGAGUCAAUGAAAAAAAAUAUAGAAGAUACAUCAGAUAUGGAUCAGACAAG
Messenger RNA from Thamnophis sirtalis, 410 nucleotides. The record is from RefSeq and is a predicted model, not a curated record. NCBI's taxonomy places the organism in Eukaryota, Metazoa, Chordata, Lepidosauria, Squamata, Natricidae.